Messenger RNA from Pezoporus flaviventris, 2084 nucleotides. RefSeq names its product heat shock protein family A (Hsp70) member 12B (gene HSPA12B). The record is from RefSeq and is a predicted model, not a curated record. NCBI's taxonomy places the organism in Eukaryota, Metazoa, Chordata, Aves, Psittaciformes, Psittacidae. The transcript is spliced from 13 exons. Bases 13 to 2082 code for a protein of 689 amino acids.
CCGACCCGUCCCAUGCAGAGCCACCAGGAAGAGGACCCCACCAUGGCCACGCUCCUGGAGCCCGGGAUGCAGAACCUGCGCUUGGGUGCCAGUGGCGAGCGCUGCCCCACGCCGUCCCCCCCCGGCUCCCCGGAGACCCCUCACGAUAGCUGCAGCAUCGCCCCAUUGACGCCCUCCCAGUCACCGAGGAGCGAGGCUCGCUCGCGGCAAACCGCGUCCUUCGCCGUGGUGGUGGCCAUCGACUUCGGCACCACGUCCAGCGGAUACGCCUUCAGCUUCCGCAGCGACCCCGAGGCCAUCCACAUGAUGAGGAAAUGGGAAGGAGGGGACCCGGGGGUGGCCAACCAGAAGAGCCCGACCAGCCUCCUGCUCACGCCCGACGGCGCCUUCCACAGCUUCGGCUACACGGCCAGGGACUAUUACCAUGACCUGGACCCCGAGGAGGCCCGCGAGUGGCUCUACUUCGAGAAGUUCAAGAUGAAGAUCCACAGCACGAGCGACCUCACCAUGAGCACGGAGCUGGAAGCCGUCAACGGGAAGAAGCUGCAGGCGCUGGAGGUGUUCGCGCACGCGCUCCGCUUCUUCAAGCAGCACGCGGUGCAGGAGCUGAAGGAGCAGUGCCCGGCGCUGCCCGAGCGCGAUGCCAUCCGCUGGGUCAUCACCGUGCCGGCCAUCUGGAAGCAGCCGGCCAAGCAGUUCAUGAGGGAGGCUGCAUACAGGGCCGGGCUGGUGUCCCCGGAGAGCCCGGAGCAGCUCCUGAUCGCGCUGGAGCCCGAGGCCGCCUCCAUCUACUGCAGGAAGCUCCGGCUCCAUCAACUGACCGACCUGAGCUGCAAGGCCGCGGGCACGGGGCUGGCUCCGGAGCAUCCCAUUGACUCCAGCUUCCGGCAGGCUCGGGAACAGCUCCGGAGAUCCCGUCACAGCCGCACGUUCCUGGUGGAAUCGGGAAUGGGGGAGCUCUGGUCGGAAAUGCAGGCAGGUGACAGGUACAUCGUGGCUGACUGCGGGGGGGGCACCGUGGACCUCACCGUGCAUCAGAUCGAGAAGCCCCAGGGGACGCUGAAGGAGCUCUACAAAGCCUCAGGGGGUCCCUAUGGGGCCGUGGGGGUGGACCUGGCCUUCGAGCAGCUCCUGUGCCACAUCUUCGGGGCGGAUUUCAUCUCCACGUUCAAGGCCAAGCGCCCGGCGGCCUGGGUGGACCUCACCAUCGCCUUCGAGGCGCGGAAGCGAGCGGCGGCCCCGGCCCGCGCCAGCGCCCUCAACAUCUCCCUGCCCUUCUCCUUCAUCGACUUCUACCGCAAGCACCGCGGGCAGAACGUGGAGACGGCGCUGAAGAGGAGCAAUGUUAACUUGGUGAAGUGGUCGUCCCAAGGGAUGCUGCGGAUGUCCCCCGAGGCCAUGAGCGAGCUCUUCCAGCCCACCAUCAGCCAGAUCAUCAAACACAUCGACGAUCUCCUCAAGAAGCCGGAGGUCCAAGGCAUCAAGUUCCUGUUCCUGGUGGGGGGCUUCGCCGAGUCGCCCAUGCUGCAGGGCGCGGUGCAGGCGGCGUUGGGCGCGGCGUGCCGGGUGCUGGUGCCGCAGGACGUGGGGCUCACCAUCCUCAAGGGCGCCGUGCUCUUCGGCCUCGACCCCACCGUCGUGCGCGUGCGCCGCUCGCCCCUCUCCUACGGCGUGGGCGUGCUCAACAAGUUCGUGGAGGGGAAGCACCCCCGCGAGAAGCUGCUGCUGAAGGGCGGCCGGGCCUGGUGCACCGACGUCUUCGAGCGCUUCGUGGCCGUGGACCAGUCGGUGGCGUUGGGCGAGGUGGUGCAGCGCCGGUACUGCCCGGCGCGGCCGGGCCAGCGCAGGACCGUCAUCAACGUCUACUGCAGCGCCUCCGACGAGGCGCAGUACAUCACCGACCCCGGCGUGCGCAAGUGCGGCACCGUCAGCCUGGAGCUGGAGGAGCUGGGCCGCGGCGCGGGCGCGCGCAGGGAGAUCCGCGCCUCCAUGCAGUUCGGAGACACCGAGAUCAAGGUGACCGCCGUGGACGUCAGCACCGCCAAGACCGUGCGGGCCACCAUCGACUUCCUCGGCAACUGAGC